AUGCCUGUUCUGGGGUUUGGCACCUCUGCUGCUAGGAAGGUUACUAUGAGUAAUGUAGAAGAGGCCGUCCAGGUAGCAAUUGAUGUAGGCUACCACCAUAUUGACUCAGCUUAUUCGUACCUGAAUGAAGAAGCCAUCGGGCAGGCCAUCCAAAAGAAGAUUGCCAAUGGCACUGUGAAGAGAAAAGAUAUAUUCUAUACCACAAAGGUGUGGGGCACCUUUUCCUGCCCAGAAUUGGUCCAAAGAGGCCUUGAAAUGUCACUGAAGAAACUUCAGCUGAGCUACGUGGAUCUUUACCUUUUUCAUUUCCCAGUACCUUUGCAGCCUGGGGAGGAGAUUUUGCCGAUGGAUGCACAGGGAAAGAUCAUUUUUGACACAGUGGAUCUCUGCAGCACAUGGGAGGUGGAAUGUCACCCUUACCUCAACCACAGCAAACUCCUGGAGUUCUGCAAGUCCAAGGACAUUGUCAUGACUGCACAUUCUGCCUUGGGGUCUGACUCAGACAAGGAAUGGGUGAAAAAAGGCAACCCAGUUCUCCUGGAGGAUCCAAUACUCAAUGCCAUUGCUGAAAAGCACAGGCGAACUCCAGGCCAGGUUGCCUUGCGCUACCAGCUGCAGUGGGGGGUGGUGGUCCUGGCAAAGAACUUCAAUGAGAAGAGAAUCACAGAAAACUUCCAGGUUUUUGACUUCCAGCUGACACCAGAGGACAUGAAAACAAUAGACGGCUUGAGCAAGAAUACACGCUAUUUGGAAAUGUCUAUUCCACUGUCAAAAGAAUGUGGAUGUGGCUCUAGCCUUAACCCCUCCUACCUUUUACUGUGUAAUUCAAACACAAAAUCUGUCUCAGAGCACAGGAAGGAGGAAGUGGAAAUGAUAAAGAGGAUCACUUUGCUGAAAUAUAAUCAGACCUAUUUAGCCUGGACAGUGAAAAACAAUGGCCCAAUAUACAUGGCGUUCUGUGAAACUGAAUGA
Messenger RNA from Mandrillus leucophaeus (drill), 972 nucleotides. Its product is annotated as aldo-keto reductase family 1 member C2-like. Gene Ontology annotation, molecular function: bile acid binding; ketosteroid monooxygenase activity; aldose reductase (NADPH) activity. The transcript is spliced from 8 exons. Lineage: Eukaryota; Metazoa; Chordata; Mammalia; Primates; Cercopithecidae. The coding region runs from base 1 to 972 and encodes 323 amino acids. Gene Ontology annotation, biological process: progesterone metabolic process; prostaglandin metabolic process; doxorubicin metabolic process. Gene Ontology annotation, cellular component: cytosol. The record is from RefSeq and is a predicted model, not a curated record.